ACGUUACCUGGUCGGCGGCGGCGGCGCAGGCGGCAGUGCCUCGGCGACCGCAGCAUGCCGCGCGCCCUGCUCCUGCUGCUUGCGCUGGCCGCGCCCCUAGCACGGGGCGACGAGUGCCCCGCGGACCGCGCGCCCGUCGAGACCCACGAGGCGCGCCUGCACCGCGACCUGCUCUGCGACUACAGCCCCGACUUCCGCCCCGUGCGCGACCACACCACGCCCGUCACCGUCAAGGUGCGCUUCGCCCUCAAGUACAUCUCCUUCGACAGCCAGGAGGAGACGUUCACCAUCCACAGCUGGGUGGCGCUCUCCUGGACCGACCAGUUCCUCGGCUGGGAGCCGGCGCAGUACGGCGGCAUCGCCGAGACGCAGUUCGAGAGCCACGAGAUCUGGACGCCGCGCCUUGCGCUGUUUAACGCCGACGCGUCCAAGUUCAACAUGGACUCGUUCUACGUGACGUGCCUGGCGACCAGCGCGGGCGCCGUGACGUGCGUGCCGGCGCUGGCGCACCACGCCGUGUGCCGCGCCGCGCUGCGCCGCUGGCCCUACGACAAACAGAACUGCACGCUGUUCUUCGGCUCGUGGAUGCACACGGGCGAGCAGGUCAACUUCACGUUCUACCGCAACCAGCCGGUGGUGCUGGACGAGGCGCAGGACGGGCCGGGCUGGCGCCUGCUGACCGUGGCGCACCGCCGCCUGCCCGGCAACUACAACAACGCCACCUACCCCAUGCUCAAGUACACGUUCGUGCUGCAGCGCGAGUCGGCGGGGCCCGCGGCGCUGGUGGUGGCGCCGGCGGCGGCCGUGGCGCUGCUCACGCUGCUGGGCCCGCUGCUGGACGCGCGCCGCCCCGCGCGCCUCGGCCUCGCCUGCUUCACGCUGCUGGCGCACUUCACAUUCCUGUCGGAGAUCGGCUACAACCUGCCCAAGCACAGCGCGGACACGCCGGUGCUGCUGCUGUUCGCGCGCGACUCCAUGGUGCUGUCGCUGUGCGGCGUGGCGGCGGCGCUGGCGGGCGCGGCGCUGCGGGGGCGGGGCGCGGGGCGGGGGGCGGCGCCGGGCUGGCUGCGCGCGGCGGUGCGGCUCACGGCGCGCUCGCCGGCGCGCUACGUGGUGUUCACGGAGUGGGCGGCGCCGGGCGACGACCACAAGCCGCUGGAGGCCGACCUCACCGCUGCAGACGCCGCCACCGCCGCCGCCGACGACGACUGGGCGCAGUUCGCCGACUUGUUCAACAGCUUCGUCUUCUUCACCACCCUCCUCGUGUACAUCAUCCUUUUGUGCUGGUACAUACCUUACAGUGAUUAGCUCUCUCCAUAUCAUACACACGUUAGGUAGAUUGCAUUUAAAAUAUUGUAAAAUUCUUGAGUUUGAAUAAAAUUACGUCUAACAA
This is a messenger RNA of Plutella xylostella (diamondback moth), 1393 nucleotides long. RefSeq names its product nicotinic acetylcholine receptor subunit alpha 9 (gene nAChRa9). Gene Ontology annotation, cellular component: membrane. Gene Ontology annotation, molecular function: extracellular ligand-gated monoatomic ion channel activity; transmembrane signaling receptor activity. Gene Ontology annotation, biological process: monoatomic ion transmembrane transport. Lineage: Eukaryota; Metazoa; Arthropoda; Insecta; Lepidoptera; Plutellidae. The record is from RefSeq and is a predicted model, not a curated record.